UUCAAAAAAAUGGCGGCUGCCUGUGAUUCCAGUGUUGUUUGAUCGAAACCACUUUAAAACACAUUUCCUACAGUACUCCAGCAGUUUUAAAAACCAGACGAGCCAUGUCAUCUACAAAGAAUUCAGCUAAGAAAGAAGCCAAAAAGCAUAUUUCAGUCAAGACCUCCUUCACCUCUCCCUUCAGUUUAAAUUGGAGCGCUCUUCCUCAGAGCGACAUGACGUUCAUCCUGAAAACCCUACAGGACAAACUGACCUCCACAGGCCUGCAGAAGAAAGAGGUGAAAGCAUGUCCCCCGUGGAAGAGAAAGAAAAAGAAGAACCCCAUCUCCACAUCAGAACCUGUUCCCCAGGUGAGUCAGGGCCAACAGGUGUGUGAUCCCAUCAAGAACGGCUGGACAGAUGUGGCAGCCAGACGGCAGCUGGCCAUCGGCAUCAAUGAGGUCACCAAGGCGCUGGAGAGGAACGAGCUCCAGCUGCUGCUCGUCUGUAAGUCCGUCAGACCGCAAAACAUGACCAAUCACCUGAUUGCUCUGAGCGCCACCAGGGGUGUGCCGGCCUGCCAGGUGCCCCGACUGAGCGAGAGCAUGUCGGCGCCUCUGAAGCUGAAAAGCGUCCUCGCUCUGGGAUUCCGGCAGUGUUCUGAAGACGGAGAGAUGUUCACAGACGUCAUCGAUGCCAUUAAACCAAGAGUGCCGCCGCUGGACGUUGCCUGGCUGCAAAGCGCGACACCUGAACACCCUGCUGUCAUCAAAGAGGAGAGGGAGGGGGAAGCUGGUGAGACAAGAGGCCAUAAACGGAAACUGGAGAGCGAAUCUGAGAAGGUCACAGAGUCUCCCUCCUCCUCGUGUACUCUGCAGCCUCUCAAAGUAAAGAGAAUUGUUGCGAAUCCUGCAAAAAAACGAAAGACAAAGAUUAAGAAACAGCCGGUCAAAUAAAGGAACUCUGCUGAGAUUUUUUUUUUUUUUUUUCAUUUUUUAACCCAGUAAGGCCCAGUAAAUUUAACCAAAUUAACUUUGAAUGUUUAUUAAGACAGACUUUAACAUUUAAACCUGUAUACCUAAAAUGAGAAACGAAAAGGCAUUCUUUUAUCCAACUAAUCAAACCGUUUCUGCUUCAUUUAUUUAGUUUAAUACGCUUUAGAUCAUCUUUCAAAUACCUGGAUGAUGCAGAAAGUUUAAUUUGAAGGCCAAACUCGUUGCUGUUUAACUUCGAGACAAAGAUUAGUUUCAGUUUUGUGAUGUUUUUGCACAUUAACUGUGAAAGUAAAUGUGUUUAAAUUGUUGUUUCUCUACUAAAUUGAUCAGAACAGAAUAAAACGGAACAGAAGUAUUUAAUUUUAGCUACUGUAUCUUUUGAGAAGUUUUUGUUUUUAUACUAAAAAUAGAAAAGGAAACGUGUAGUUAUUUUGCGCAGUAGGGAAAACUUGAACAAAUUAAGCUGAGUUUAUUUUAUUUUGAUAUCGAGACAUUUAUCAUUUUGUCAAAAUUUCAUGACUGCUGUGGUUUUGUUAGGCCACAGUGGUACCUUCUUCCUCACCAGUUUGUUUAAUACAAAUCAGAAAGAACUACUUUUCUAAAGACUUUCUACAUUCUCACUGUCGGUACAACUAAUACAACUUUAUUUUUAAUUUAAACCUUUACUUUAGCAGGAAAGAAAUCCAUUGAGAUUGAUUUCUUUUACAAGGACGUCCUAGGAAAAGUAGAUGAAAAUAGAUGUGGGUAAAUUUAACAUAAGUGUAUUUACAACACCUGGAGUUUGUUCUGGAUUACACCCAAUAAAAUACUAGAAGUUGAGCAAAUGUUUCAACUAGUUAAAACCCAAAUAUCCCACUCAACUUCUGUAUGAAAGGCCUGGUGAAGAUGAUGAAAUUAGCUCAGGCUUCUGGCAUUGAGUUACUUGGAAUUUAGCUUAUUUUUUCCCCAAUAAAGCCUCGUAUGAGC
Nematolebias whitei (Rio pearlfish) is the source of this 1940-nucleotide messenger RNA. RefSeq names its product ribonuclease P/MRP 38 subunit (gene rpp38). Gene Ontology annotation, biological process: tRNA 5'-leader removal. The record is from RefSeq and is a predicted model, not a curated record. NCBI's taxonomy places the organism in Eukaryota, Metazoa, Chordata, Actinopteri, Cyprinodontiformes, Rivulidae. Bases 105 to 935 code for a protein of 276 amino acids. Gene Ontology annotation, cellular component: nucleolar ribonuclease P complex; fibrillar center; ribonuclease MRP complex. Gene Ontology annotation, molecular function: ribonuclease P activity; ribonuclease P RNA binding. The transcript is spliced from 2 exons.